AUGUCUGACAAUAUCAAUCUCUCACAAUGCAGUAAAGAGGAGGAGAUUCUCAAUAAAACAGAACUGCAGAGGAACCAACUCAUCUCUCAUGGUUCUUCAGAAACUGAGAACCAGGAUCAGGAAGGAAGCAAUUCUGAAAAUCCAGGAAAAAAAAGAAAGAAACAAAAUAAGUACAAGAAAGCUCACCAAGGUCAAAAAUUAUAUUCUUGUAAAAUUUGUGAUGAAACAUUUUCUCAAAACAGUUACUUGACGAAACACAUAAAAACUCACACGGGAGUAAAACUUUACACUUGUUCAACCUGUGGGAAGAAUUACAUACGAAAGAAUGGUUUAAUUUCUCACAUGAGAAUUCACACAGGUGAGAAGCCUUUCCCUUGUGGGAGCUGUGGUAAACGUUUCAGUCAUAAAUGCAGCUUAAAAAUUCAUGCGAGACUUCACACAGGUGAGAAGUCUUUCUCUUGUGGGACCUGUGGAAAAAGAUUCACUCAAAAAGGACAUUUAACUUAUCACAUUAGAAUUCACACAGGUGAGAAGCCUUUCUCUUGUGGGACCUGUGGAAAAAGUUUCACCCAUAAAUGCAGUUUCAGUGUUCAUAUUAGAAAUCACACAGGUGAGAAGCCUUUCUCUUGUGGGACCUGUGGAAAAAGUUUCACACUUAAAGGACAUUUAACUCGUCACAUGAUAAUUCACACAGCUGAGAAGUCUUUCUUUUGUGGGACCUGUGGAAAGAGUUACAAUCAUCGAAGUAGUUUAACUCAGCACAUGAGAAUUCACAAAAGUGAGAAGCCUUUCUCUUGUGGGACCUGUGGAAAGAGUUACUAUCAAAGAACGACUUUAACUCGGCACAUGAGAAUUCACAGAAGUGAGAAACCUUUCUCUUGUGGGACCUGUGGAAAGAGUUACAUUCACAGACACAAUUUAACUUAUCACAUGAGAAUUCACACAAGUGAGAAACUUUUCUCUUGUGGGAUCUGUGGAAAAAGUUUCACAAAUAAAGCCGGUAUAAGUGAUCAUAUAAGAAUUCACACAGGUGAGAAGCCUUACUCUUGUGUGACCUGUGGAAAAAGUUUCACUCAAAAAGGACAUUUAACUCAGCACAUGAAAAUUCACACAGGUGAGAAGCCUUUUUCUUGUGAGACUUGUGGAAAAAGUUUCACCCAUAAAGCCGGUUUAACUGAUCAUAUGAGAAUUCACACAGAUGAGAAGCCUUUCUCAUGUGGGACCUGUGGUAAAAGUUUUAGGAUGAAAAAACAUUUACUUAAACACUUAAACAUUCAUAUGCGUGCUUAACAGUGACGUGCGGUGAGGCUUUACGAUGUAUAACAGACACCAUGUAUGUUAUUGUUUACAUACAGAAAGUUUGCUCAUUCAUACAAUGCUGGAGGGCAGAAAGACCGUUCUUUUACAUGUCAUCCAUAGCUGCAUUAACUAGAUGAAUCUUAGAAAUGUAGGUAUUAAUUUUGUGGGAUUAUCCGCAGCAAAGGGAGAAACCUAAACCCUUUGCUGUGUAUCACCCAAGCUAUAUGCAGACUCUUUGCCAUAGCAAUUGACAACAAUGCCACUUUAUGUUUUAGGAUUUAAUACCAAAAAUAAAAUAUUCAAGAAUUUUGCUCACAGAACAGAACAUUGAGUUUGUUGCAGUAGUCUGUUUUUGUCUUAGUGUUUUAUUAAAUAAUUAUUUCUGUGGUAGAUUAGCUACUGCUUCUACUUUACUGAAUUCUUUACACAUACAGACUGUGGCCCACAAAAUGCACAUUUUGUUAGAAAACUAAACAAAAACAUUUUAUUGCCAUCUUAACCUUUACUUAUAAAUGAAAGCCAUGCACCACCAAUUCUGCACAAUAAA
Molecule: messenger RNA, 1846 nt
Organism: Poeciliopsis prolifica (blackstripe livebearer)
Lineage: Eukaryota; Metazoa; Chordata; Actinopteri; Cyprinodontiformes; Poeciliidae
Product: gastrula zinc finger protein XlCGF57.1-like
Exons: 2
Coding region: 1-1290 (429 amino acids)
Source: RefSeq, a predicted model, not a curated record